Leptosia nina is the source of this 2286-nucleotide messenger RNA. Lineage: Eukaryota; Metazoa; Arthropoda; Insecta; Lepidoptera; Pieridae. The record is from the annotation of a GenBank genome assembly.
AUGUCGAAACGUCUGCCAGAUAUAUGGCGCAAUAAGACAUCAGAGAAAUCUAUAGGAUUGAUUUUGAAAAAGCUUCGUGUGAGUGCCCAAAAGGAAGCAACUAAAUCCCGCGCUAAUUUGGCUGAAGAUGAAGCAUUGGAAUGGCUUAAACCACGUACUCUUAUAAAACCUGAUGACCAAGAUGAAGUACCGGACGCGGAUCUCGAAGAAGAAGUUGGCAGAGUCCUAACUACUAUAAACCCUCAAUGGGUCUUAGAUGAAGUAGCCUAUCAUUACGGUCAAAAUAGAUUUGCCUUAAAGGCUAAACCGACCUUUGGAAAAGCUUAUCCUUUGUAUAUAUAUCAAGGAACAGCUAUACGAAAAGAUUCGGAUGAAGCAAAGGCCCAAAUAGCUGCGGGUUAUGGGAUGGUUGGGUUCGAUGACGCUGGUCCAAAGCGUGCUAAAGUAAAGAAAUCUGCCGCUGAAGAAGAAGAGGAAGAAGAACCGGAACCCGAACCACAGCCACCACCAGAAGAAGCUAAACCGGAAGAGGACGCUGUUCAGGAAGAGGAAAAGCCUGUGCCAACAGAAGAGGCGGAAGCCGCUCCGACCGAGGUGGCUGAUGAGCAAGCUGGUGAUGAGGGUGGCGAGGAAGCGGCCGGCGAAGAGAAAGAAGAAGAGGGAGGCGGUCCGCCACCUGUAGAAGAAGUCUUAGAUAUCAAGCCGCGUGUUAAAAAACUUGCCAACCAGUUCAACUUUUGUGAGAGAGCUGCACUGACGUACAACAAUCCGAGGAGGUCUGUGGAUACUCAAACCAUUCCUCCACCUCGAGCCAAUUAUGGUUCUACUUGCCUGCAAUCCAUCAUCUUCGAUUUUUACCAAGAAGAUUAUGCUAAGAAAAUGCGUGAAAAAGAAGAGGAAAAGCCUAAGCGGUUACGCAAAAAAGCUGCCAAACACGCCAAAUCUGAACAACAAAUACAUGAUGAGCAACUUGCGCAACGGAUACGUGAAGCUUGGACGAUUCUGGAGAGACUUGUCAACCAGAACAUUUAUGAUGAUAUCGCUCAAGACUAUCGGUACUGGGAUGAUCCAUCUGAUGAAUUCCGCGAAGGAAUGGGCUCACUUCUUCCUCUCUGGAAGUUCCAGUUUGAACCCAUGCGAAGUCACGCGGUAUGCGACGUGCAAUGGAAUCCACACUAUCAGGACUUGUUUGCUGUUGCUUAUGGCUCUUUGGAUUUCACAAAUCAACAGAAGAACGGUUGUCUGUGCCUGUAUAGUAUCAAAAACCCAGCGUACCCGGAGUAUUCUGUUGUUACAGAAUCGCCGAUUAUUUGUCUCGAUGUUUAUAAGGAGACUCCAUAUCUUAUUUGUGUUGGUCUAUACGAUGGCAACGUUUGCGUAUAUAAUGCCCAACUUACAUUGGAGUCUUCAUAUCAGUACAAAUCUGACUCAGUGAGGGACAAACAUAGUAAUAUCGUUUGGGAAAUAAGGUGGGGCGCUCGUCUAAUUGAUGGCGAAGCAUCAUUCUUCUCGAUAUCGGGAGACGGCAGAGUAGUUCAAUGGGCCGUGAUGCCUGGUGAGCUACAAGCGACUACAAUCAUCACACUUCGGUCCAAUGUGCCACCCAUACCUGGACCUGAUGGGACGCUGCUGACCGUAAACAGCUGCGGAAGCUGUAUUUGCUUCCACCCGGAGAAGGCAGACAUCUUCAUGGUGGGCACGGAAGACGGUAUGAUCCACACCUGCUCGCUCAAGUACAACCGGAAUUACGUCAAUUCAGUGCAGGGGCACCACAUGCCGGUGUACAGGAUAAAUUACAAUUACUUCAAUAAUAGCAUCUACGCGUCCUGUUCGGGCGAUUGGAGGGUCAAAAUAUGGGAAGACGGCAGAGACGAACCCCUGUUUAUGUUUGAAUUGGGCUCACCGGUUGGUGAUGUCAAAUGGGCGCCGUACUCUAGUACGGUAUUCGCCGCAUGCACAGCUGAUGGAAAGGUGUAUGUCUACGAUUUGAAUGUGAAUAAAUACCGACCUAUCUGUGUGCAAGCCGUGGUUUCCAAGAAGACUAAGAAAUUGACUAGGAUCGAUUUCAACUCACGUUUGCCGAUCGUAGUCUGUGGAGAUACUAAAGGAACAUGUCAUGUGGUGAAGUUAUCGCCAAAUUUGAGGGUUAUGUGUAAACCUCCUAAGAAGGCGCAAUCUGUCGACCAACGAACUUUACAGAUAAUGAAACUGGACAAACUACUGAGCUUAGUAAGAGACCCACCUUUCCAGACUGGAGUUGUUGACGAGAAGUUUGACGACGAUUAA